Molecule: messenger RNA, 1509 nt
Organism: Vicugna pacos (alpaca)
Lineage: Eukaryota; Metazoa; Chordata; Mammalia; Artiodactyla; Camelidae
Product: galectin-12
Biological process (GO): intrinsic apoptotic signaling pathway
Cellular component (GO): cytoplasm
Molecular function (GO): lactose binding
Source: RefSeq, a predicted model, not a curated record
ACCAGCCCUGCCUCUGACCCCAGGUGGGCUCAGACCACAGCCCUGGGAACCACAAACCCUUGCUGGCCCCAGAGGAGACAGACUCUGGCUUGUCUCGGCAACAGGCUGUAUGCUUCAUACCCUGAGGCACUGGUGCAGGUGAGACAAACAGCUGGGAGAGCUGCCCCAGACACUUAGGGUCCUGGCAGAGAAAGGGAAGUCAUUCCAGUGGGCACAGGGUUCCUGGAAUCGGGAUCUGCAACCCAAGUCGGAGGUGCCCCACCCCCACCAUGUCACCGGGAGAAACUCUGGACCCGCUGCCUGACACCCUCAUUCUGCAGCCGCCAGUCUUCCACCCGCUGGUUCCUUACGUCACGACAAUUUUUGGCGGCCUGCGAGCAGGCAAGAUGGUCACGCUACAGGGAGUGGUCCCUCUAGGUGCACGCAGGUUCCAGGUGGACUUCCAGUGCGGCUGCAGCCUGCACCCCCGGCCAGAUAUCGCCAUCCACUUCAACCCCCGCUUCCACACCACCAAGCCCCACGUCAUCUGCAACACCCUUCACGGUGGGCAGUGGCAAGCCGAGGCCCGGUGGCCCCGCCUGGCCCUGCAGAGAGGAGCCAGCUUCCUCCUCCUCUUUCUCUUUGGAAAUGAGGAGAUGAAGGUGAGUGUGAACGGACGACACUUUCUCCACUACGCAUACCGGCUCCCGCUGUCUCGGGUGGACACCCUGGGCAUAUAUGGUGACAUCUUGGUGACGGCUGUUGGAUUUCUGAACAUCAAUCCAUUUGUGGAGGGCGGCAGCGAGUAUCCGGUUGGACACCCUUUCCUGCUGGAGAGCCCCAGGCUGGAGGUGCCCUGCUCACGUGCCCUUCCCCGGGGCCUCUGGCCUGGACAGGUCAUCAUAGUGCGGGGGCUGGUCUUGCCAGAGCCGAAGGAUUUCACGCUCAGCCUGCGGGACGAGGCUGCCCAUGUUCCUGUGAUGCUAAGGGCUUCCUUCGCAGACAGAACUCUGGCCUGGGUCUCGCGCUGGGGCCAGAAGAAGCUGAUCUUGGCCCCCUUUGUCUUCUACCCGCAGCGAUUCUUUGAGGUGCUGCUCCUGUGCCAGGAGGGAGGGCUGAAGCUGGCGCUCAAUGGGCAGGGCCUGGGGGCCACCAGCCUGGGCCAGCAGGCCCUGGAGCAGCUGCGGGAGCUGCGCAUCAGUGGCAGCGUCCAGCUCUACUGUGUCCACUACUGAGGAGGGAUCCAGAGGGCUGGCCAGAGAAGAGGAAGGCCCUCCUAAACCCAGGAUGGCCCCGCUCUCCUCCUCUCAUCUCAACAUCCACCUGUCACCUGGUGUCAGGCCUGGCUCCCUACUGGAGCCAGCAGCCUGAGUCUGCAGGGGCUUUGGACUGCCCAGCAGAGGGUAGGCACAAGAGUGUGAGCGUUCAGAAAUUCUGCAGCUCCCUCCACCAGGAGCCUGCGAUCUGGUUCUGCCUUCCUUCAGGGCCUAGACAAGGAAGCAGGCUUUGUACUCUAACGAAGAUAUCCCC